UUCGAAUGGCUUAUUUAUUUAUAUUGAUGGUUGGCAAUCGGAAAGCAAAUAUUGCCGCAUUAGCAAUAAAAUUAGCCAAUUUAUGGUGCAUGAAAUUCGAAGCGUGAGAGGCAAAACCAAAUGAGCAGCAACAAAAACAACAACAACAACUUGAAAAAGUUCCUGAUCCCCGAUCCGAUGUGUGUGUGUGCGACUAAGUGUGUGUGUGUCUGUGUGCGUUAAAGCAUUUGAAGUUAAAGGGUCAAACCGGUUUAGCCAGCGCCAGUUAAGAGGCAGUUAGUCAUGGAGGCAAUGGCAACGGCAACGGCAACAACAUCGUCAUCCUUGCAACGUGUCGCCUCGCAAUCCAGUCUCAGUCUCACUCAGGAACAGGCUCAACAACAACAACAACAACAGACCCAUGUGGUUGUGGCGGCGGCGCCUCAUCACUAUCAUUACAUACAAUAUCCGGCGCAUUAUCAGCAGCAACAACAACAACAACAGCAGCAGCAGCAGCAACAGCAGCAAACACAACAACAACUACCAUGCCAAUGCCCCUGCUCCUGCGGACGGGCAGAAUCCCAGCAACAGGGUCCACAAUUGGCCUCCUCACCCGCCUCCGCCUCCGCAUCCGCUUCAAUGGCUGUGGCCGUUGUAGUACAUCAACAGUCACCGACCCCAGCACCGAAUGAGCAUUCCAGCCAAAUGACAUUGCCACUGAAAGCCCAGUCAGCACAAUCUCUACUCAAUCAUUCCUAUCAGGCUCUGCACGAGGAUCAGCUCAAUCGCGAUCAUCUCAACAUCCAGUUGGACACUUCUGUCGGGGCCACAAGCUGUGACUGUGAUCUAGAAUGCAAUUGCCCGGCAAAUAAUAAUGGUGGUGCCAGUGCCUCUACACCCGCUGCUGGUGGUGGUGGUGGAAGCACCUCUUUGGCACAGCAUAAACGUAGUUUACUGGCAGAUGCCAUGCUCGGGGCCGAUGAAAUCACAGUCAGUGAAUCGGAUAAUAAUAGCACAAUGAUCAAAAAGAAGAAACCCCGAUCAAAUGCGGCGGCGGCAGCGGGUCAAUUGCCAACUAAGUUGCAUCCAUCGGUUGACAGUUGCAAUGAUAUCUACCAUGAUACCGAACUGGAUGGUGGCACUGUGAUCUCCUCAACUUCUGGCCCUGGCUCCAGAGCUAAAUCCCAAAGUCUCGAUGAUAAUCGACCACCAUUACCGCCAAGACCACCGCCCCGGCCACGCAGUAAUAUCAAUGGAUCCAUUGCUCAUCGGCAUGGAGCUGGCAUUAAGAAAUAUGUGGUCUGGUGUCUCAUCUGUGGUGGCUUUAGUUGCCUAUUGGGUGUCCUGUUCCUUGGCGUUUAUUUCCUGCUGCACUCGUACACGAUUACGGUGGGAAAUUUUGAAACGGUGCCGACAUUUGUGCCCGCCACAUUGCUCAUUCUCACGGGCAUUUGCAUCAUGAGCCUGGCUCGUCGGCGCAAUCGAUACAGCUAUUUGAUCAAACUGUCGGGAGCCUGUGGUCUUGUGUCCGCCUUGACAUGUGCCCUGGUCACAGUGACCACCACUGUCCUUCAUAUGAGCCGCUUGCAGGCCUUGAGGGAAUGUGAAUAUGCUCAGAAAACUCGCACUUGCACCUGCUACUCUGAUCUCAUUGAAUCGCAAGUGGAUCGCGUGGAUAAAGAAGGUGUGCGCCUUGUCUUCGAUUCGCUAUCCGACUGUGGUGUCGUCCAUGGUUCAUUGUAUUCCUGUUUGCGGGCCAUCUUUGGCCUAUCUGUGGCUGGUGUCCUAAUUGCCGUCUUUGGUUGCAUGCUGGUCUAUCAGUUGCUCAGUCAUGAGCGCAAGAAAAUGUACUGGGAGCAACUGGAGCUGCGUUGUCGUUCCCUCUAUGCCAGCCAGGCACCGCCACCAAGCCUAGGACCGGGACGCCUGAUGAACUGCCGCUGUUGUGAACAAUGUCAUGCCCACAGGCAAUUGACUCUGCCCCUGCAGGCCACUGCCUAUCCAUGGGAUGAGGCCAGUGUGGCGGCGGCAGCAGCUGCCGCUGUCGCUGCUGGUGGCGGUGGCGGUGGUGGCCAACCCGAGCAGCGUUUCUGGGCUCAACCGCCUGGUAAUUUUUACUCUCCAAAUCCGGGUGGUGAUUUGGAUCCAACGGGUUGUCGCAGCAGCGGUGGCGCCGGCGAUCGCAGCGCUAAUGGCAGUCGCAGUGGCAGUGGCUGGAGUUGGCCACGUAUGCCAUGGCAACGCACCACUCCGGAUGCUGGACGACGCUUUCGUCAAGCAGCUGCCAGUCCGGACUCUCAGUAUGGUUUCAGUUCGGCAGCAGCUGUGGCAGCAGCAGCCGCUGCAGCGGCCGCAGCCGAUGGCAAUCAGAUGCUAAUCGAUGACUCUAACGUGGCGGUGUCCAGUGCUUAUAAUGCGCUGCCACCGCCAAACGCUUUGCCCUACGGUGUGUGGGGACCACCGCCGCCCUAUAGCAACAGUCCGGCCAGGCGGGGCGGCUAUUAUCAGUAUCUACAGCCAGGGGCAUGCCUAAUGACGGGCACAAAUUCUGUAGGUGGCGGCGGCGGCGGCGUAGGCACAGUUGCCUUGACACAGGAGCAACUGCAUCAUUCUCAGCCUCAGCCUCAUACUCAUUUGCAGCAGCAGCAGCAACACCAACAGCAACAACAGCAGCAGCAACUAACGCAGCAGCAACAGCAACAUCAUCGUCUGCAAGGACAAUCGGCCACCUUGGAGCGCAUGGACGGCCUUAGUGGAAGUGGUGGUCAUCUGGUUAACCCUUUGAAUAGCUCACGAUCGGCGGUGGCGGUGGCGGCAGCGGCGGCGGCAUAUAAAACAAAAGUGGAAUAUGAGAACACAAACACACCAUCGGACAGUGACGGGGGCAUGGAUGUGAGAAAUGUGGGCACUGCCAGAGAUCGUGAUCGUUGCUCAAAUACAUUGCCAACAAGGAAAUUAAAGAAACGCAUUGAAGCUGGCACUGGGGCCAAGAGUAUUGGACCACAAUCAAAUUCCAGUCAUCAUCACUAUCAUCAUCAUAAUCAUCAUCAGCAGCAGCAGCAGCAGCAACAACAGCAGCAGCAACAGCAACGACCCAAUCUUCAGCAACUGUUUGCUAAGCCGGAGCAACUGCAGCAGCAGCAACAACAGCAGCAGCAACAGCAACAGCAACUAUCCAACUCAAGUUCAAAUCAAAAUGGUGUGGAGAACAAUGGUUAUCAGGACUCAAAUGGGGCCAUAGCCAAAGAUCAGAAUGUUGUUGUCCAGGAUCCAGCUGAAUCGGAAGUCUAUUUUGCCGAUGUUAGCAGCUGCUGCAAUAUGUCCGUUAAGAAUGAUAACUACUAUGACAAUGCACAUCGACAUCAUCAGCAUCAGCAUCAGCAUCCGCCUCAGCAUCAGCACUCGCAUCAUCAACAUCAGCACAGCAAUUGCAGCCAGAGUAGCAAUACCACUUCUAGUAACAACAAUAAUUCGGCUAAUGAGGAUUAUUUGGCUCAACGUUUUGGCCGACGCGAGCAUUCCAUACGUAGCCGUUUGCCCAUACCACAGAGUAGACGCCUCAAUGAUGCGGAUGAUGAUGAUGACGACGACGACGACGGCGACGAAGAGGAUGAUGUUGAUGAUGACUACGAGACCUCCAAUCUGAAUGUGCCCACACACAAGGAGCAGCAGCUGCAAAAAGAAAUCUCACGGCAAAGUAUGUGCUCUGUGGAAUCGGAGGCCAAGACUGAGUUCACCGAUCUCUCGCCAUCGACUCCAUGCGGUGGGGUAUUACCACCGCCGCCAGCUAAUUUCGCUAGUGAUCCACCACCACCACCAUCAGUAGUAGCAGCAGCAGCAGCAGCAGCACCAGCAUCAGCCGGACAACAGUCAUCCAAUUUUGUGGCCUCCUUUCCGUAUUCAUCGGAAUCACAGUGCCUGGAGGCGCAUCGACGUUCCACCAAGAAUAUGGCAAGCGGCGGUGGCUCAGCAUCAAUUGGUGGUGGUGCGAGCGAUUCUCACUACGAGGUGAUCAACGAUCGUUCGAACGGUGUGGCCGGCGGUCCAUUUAUUUCAUUUUGCAGCAGCACCAAACACAAAUCGAAAUCAAAGUCCCGAUCCCGUGAGCAAUUGGACACUAGCUAUGGUGGUGGUGGGGGAGAUCGCUCCUCCGAUUGGUCAUCCGAUGGUGGACGAUUGUGAAAUACAGCAAAUGCCAUCAUCAAUUCUGAUGAAGUAUUCGUUUAGCUGGAACAUUGGUUUCAUUUCCAUCAUCCUCGUCGCAUCAUUGUUUUGAAUGUCUUCCUUCUGUUUCGUCACAUUUGUAAUGUUUGCCAUCCAAAAAACCGCAAAAAAACAAAAAACAAAAACAUAAUAUGAAGAAACUUAUAAUUAUCUAUUUUAGGAUAUUACUCUAUUUCUUGCUAUCUAUCUCUAACUCUUCUGCGUCUCUGUCUCUCUUUCUUCCACAUCUUUAAGAUUCUUGCUUUAACUACUUUACUUGAUCGUUGCAUACAUACACACACACACACACACACACAUAUAUAUACAUAUAUAUACUAAUUCUUAGCAUACAUAUAUAUUGUAGUAUUGAAUUCAAUGUUGAACAAUUUGUAGCCACAAAUAAUCUAUAAAUAUUAUAUAUAAAAUACUUAUACAUAUACAAAAUUAUGUUACCGUUUACCUGUGUAUUUACAUAGUUGCAUAUACAUAUAUAUAUACAUAAAUGCAUACAAAGGCGAGUCUAAGGAUACAAAAUUCGUGAAAAUUUGCCCCCUAAGUAUAUAAUUCUCUGUAGCUAAUACAAAAUUUCUAGCAACAUUGCAUACAUUAGGGAGCAAAUUUUCCUUAUUUCACAUGAGAUCGGUAGUCUAAAUAUAAUUGAAUAAAGUCUAUAUACAAA
This is a messenger RNA of Drosophila willistoni, 4861 nucleotides long. RefSeq lists its product as uncharacterized. The transcript has 4 exons. The record is from RefSeq and is a predicted model, not a curated record. NCBI's taxonomy places the organism in Eukaryota, Metazoa, Arthropoda, Insecta, Diptera, Drosophilidae. The coding region runs from base 283 to 4161 and encodes 1292 amino acids.